Messenger RNA from Schistosoma curassoni, 4815 nucleotides. The record is from the annotation of a GenBank genome assembly. Lineage: Eukaryota; Metazoa; Platyhelminthes; Trematoda; Strigeidida; Schistosomatidae.
AUCUACACCUAUUCGAUCGAUACUAUCGAAUAUCGUGCUCAAGGGAGAAGUAUUUUGCUAACGGCGACUAAUUUAUUAACUAAAAAGUUCACAUGUAUCAAAAAAGUAAACCAUGGGCACUGUUCAGAAAUACAGAUAAAAGCGAGUAUUGCGCAUUAUUCAUGGCAGUUAUUUUCGCUACAAUAGUUGGAGCCUUACUACCCGUUCAUUCUCUUAUACUGAGGGGUGUAGUCAAUGACUUCACCGAGGAAAUUUUUCUCAAAGAAAGCAUCUAUGUAUAUUCUAAAUGGUUUGCUCUUGUGGGUGUUACAGUGUUAUUAUUAGCAUUCGGUCAAGAUUUCUUGAUCAAUUUGUUCACAAUCAGGCAAAUUAACCGAAUUCGUUCGCUGUAUUUCAGAGUAAUGUACAUUUUCCAGUCUUUUCAAAUUAUAAAUAUUUCGGAAUAAUUUUCUCACCGGACUUUAUUGUUCAUGUCAGCUGAUAUCAACUAAAUAUUUAGUAUCUAGGUUGACGUUUACUUUGAAAUCAACGAAUGGUUAUUUUUUCAAGCGAAUUCAUAAGGGUUUUUAUCUCAGAGAUUUCUAUGUGCUAGUAUAUAAUUGAAAACUCUACCGUUAGUCAAGUUGUAACUUUGUUUAAAAUCCAUCUACUAGUUUCAACCGUUGUCAAGUUCACUCAAUACAUUUGAGAAUGGAAUAAACUGCUGAGAGCAAAUAUCGAGAUAUAUAAUUGGUUUGUGUAACCACAUGUCUGUCUUAAUUCACCUACAUAGUUUACUUGGAAAGAAAGAAAGUUCUACCUACAAUGAAUGAAAGUGAAUGCUUAAUAAAUGAACAUGGUCUAUUAUCGUAAAAAUAUUUCACAACACGUUUGUUUUUGUAACAGAUAUUUAAUCUAUCUUGUUAUUUACAUCAGUGCUAGCAGUAAGUCGACUAUGUUUUUUAUUAUUUACGUUUUCUGGAGCAUUAUGUUACAGGAAUCAUUGUUUAUAUAAAACAUGUUAGUAUUAGAUGACGUAUUAAUAAGCAAGAAUGAUAGUCUGGAUGAAAACCAACUAAAAUAGUGUCUCGCAUUCCAAAUGCAACUCAAAAUGAAUUCAUUUUACAUGCUAAUGUCUAUGAGAUCUAAGAGAGUAUGUUUAUUUAACUGCUUCUUGAAAGUUGGUUUUAUUUUUUAAACUACACUGAAUGAGCAACUGUAAUAACAACAAAUGUUUUCUAGCGCAUUCGAAUACAGAGUUGGUAUUGUACAAGGAAUAACUAAAUAAUACUACAUAUAGUUCUGAAAUUCAUAAUCGUUUAGACAAAAUUUAGUGUUCAUUAAAUUGACUGUCAAGAGGACAGAGUGCUGAAACUUUUAUUGUAGCCAAGUUAAGGUCAUAGAAAAUCUUGCGACGUGGUGAUCUAGUGUUUUUGUUAACGAAUCUCUCCCAAUUCUCAUUCGGUAGUUACGGUUGAAUAAUAAGAAGCUUACUGUUAAUUGAAAUUAUUUUGAACACAUUUUAUCUUAUUGCUUAGUCUUAUGUCAGGCGUUUGGUUUGAAAAUAUCAGUAAGAAAACUAGGCUUAUUCAAACCAGUUAAUAUGACCUCAAGCUCUAUGAACGAUUCACGAUGACAUUGUAGAGGCGUGCAGAAAAACUAGUGAUUUAGCAAAUAAUAGCAAACUUUUCUGAACAAGCUUUAAUGUCGGAAGGCAAACUAGGUGAGUUCUGCUUUGUUUGGAAAUAAAAAUUUGUGCUUUAAAUAACUGAGGCAUAAAAUUUUCUGGUUAUUUCUCAUAGAAGUAAAUGUUCGGUUAUUUAGUAUGCCAAUCUGUUUAGAUUUAAUGAAAAACAUUGCCAACUGUUAUUUUUCAGAGCAUUUUACGCCAGGACGUUGCAUGGUUUGAUGAACAGUCAUCUGGAUCACUCAUCAGCAAACUAUCUCAUAACAUUGACAACAUUCAACUAGGGAUGGGUUCAACAUUGACCGAUUUCAUUAAAAACUUGUCUGGAUUCAUAGUAGGUAUUAUAAUUAACUUCGCAGUGGGGUGGAAACUUGCCUUGGUUGCUUGCGCUAUACUGCCCAUCAUCGGUGCAGUUUUUGGGUGCUUUGGGUUUCUGAUGAAAUACUUCACCCGCAAGGAAAUAGUUGCAUACGCACGCGCUGGUGCUGUUGCCGGCGAAGUCCUAGAAGCUAUACGCACCGUUGUUGCGUUCGGUGGAGAGAAAAGGGAGUUGAAAAGAUACCGUGAGCAACUGGGAACGGCAGAAAAAGCUGGGCUGAAGAAAGUAGUGGCAUCAGGUGCAGUUAAUGGGACAAUUGGACUGACUGUGUUUUGUUCUACUGCUCUACUAUUUUGGUAUGGCUUUAAAUUAAUAGUAAAUGAAGAUUAUGACGCUGGAGCUAUUGUGACGAUUUUCGUGAAUGUUCUUUUAGGAAGUGUUUUCCUGGGUAACGCUCUACCAAGUUUUCAAUAUUUUAUGAACGCACAGGCGUCAGCCACUGAAAUUUACAGUAUUAUCGAGCGUGUCCCGGAAAUUGACAAAGACUGUCACGGAAGGCUGAUUCCGAACUUUUCUGGGAACGUCACAUUCAGAAAUGUUUCUUUCGCAUACCCAAGUCGACCAGAUAUUGCAGUAUUAAUCGAGGAUGAGGACAUCAAGAAUCUGGACCUGAAAGCUUAUCGUAAUCAGAUAGGCUGUGUACAGCAAGAACCGGUACUUUUCGAAGGAACUAUCAGUGAUAACAUAAGGUUAGGGAAGCUGGAUGCAACUCAAGAUGAGAUAGAAGAAGCUGCAAAGCUUGCCAACGCUCACGGUUUCAUUCAACAACUCCCAGAUGGAUACGACACUUUUGUGGGUGAAAGAGGUGGCGGAAUGUCAGGUGGUCAGAAGCAACGUAUAGCAAUCGCUCGAGCUCUUAUUAGAAAGCCGAAGUUGCUGCUGUUGGAUGAAGCAACGUCCUCACUUGACGCAAAAUCAGAACGUCUUGUCCAAAUGGCUUUGGAUAGAGCGAUUGAGGGGAGGACUGUGGUAGUUGUUGCUCAUCGUCUUACAACAGUUCGUAAUGCUAAUUUGAUAGUCGUGCUUGAUAAGGGAGUGGUUCGCGAAUCUGGGACACACGCUGAACUUGUAGCUGAAAACGGUCUUUAUGCUGCGAUGCUUAGUAAUCAGAGAAUAUUGGAGAGUGCUGAGAACGAUGACAAUGAAUUAUUGGAUGAAGGAUCUCGAAAUAAAUAUAUCGUCAGUGGAAAAGACUUGUUGACGAAAUUAGACGAUAUUUGUAAAAUGGAUAAUGGUGAGGAUAGUGUAUCUGAAACCACUGGAAAUGUUCCAUACGGGAAUUUUUCCCUUAUUUCAACAAUUUCGAUUCUACGUAAUCAAAGAAAAAAUAUCAAGCUUUCUCCGACAUUAAGGGUUUUAAAACUUAAUAGACCUGAACUACAUCUGAUAGUUUUAGGAUGUAUUUGCUGUGUGAUUAGUGGGACCACUCAACCAGCUUUUGCGAUUCUGUAUACUGAAAUGUAUAGUAUUUUUCCUUUGCGAUCUAAUCCAGAUCUGCUGUUUAGUCGACUCACUGUUGUAUGUGGGAUGAUGGUGGUGAUUGGAAUUCUACGUUUUGUAGCUAAUGUCAGUCAGAGUUUACUUUUCGGAAAAUCAGGCGGUAUAUUAGUUAGUCGCCUACGAUCAAAAGUUUUUGAGAGCAUGCUAAAUCAAGAAAUAGGAUGGUUUGAUAAACCGGAGAACCAAGCAGGAGCAUUAACUGCAAAACUGGCCAAUGAUGCUAUGAAAGUGACAAUGAUUUCAGGUUCACAAUUGGGUUUCAUCAUAGAAGCUGUAGCAUUGAUAGCUAUGUCUUUUGUGGUUUCGUUUAUCUACAGUUGGCAACUGACUCUCCUAAUAUUAGCCUUCUAUCCACUUAUUGUCAUUGGAGGAUUUUUCCAGAAAUAACUUGAAAACGAUAUUUGUAAAUGCCAUUAUGUACGCUAUUGCAGAAAGUGUAUUGUUGUUCGCAGUAGCUGCUGCGUAUUCACUUGGUGCACACUUGGUUUCAACAAAAGCAAUAACGGUUUUAGCAGUGUUCAGAACUUUUCACACACUAUUGAGCCUGGUCAAACAGUCGCAUUAGUUGGACCUUCUGGGUGUGGAAAAUCAACACUACUUCAGUUAGUAUUGAGAUUCUACGAUCCAUCAUAUCACGGUCCCGAUAGUGGUGUGUUUUUCGAUGAUAUAAAUAUUAGGGAUAUUGCACCUAGUUGGGUUAGAAAACAGAUUGGUCUUGUUUCACAAGAACCCACUUUAUUCGAUCUCACGAUAAGAGAGAAUAUUGCGUAUGGAGACAAUAGUCGAGAAGUGACGAUGGAAGAGAUUAUUGAGGCAGCACGUGCAGCUAACAUCCAUGAUUUUAUUACAACACUUCCAGAACAAUAUGAAACCAAAGUUGGACAACGUGGAUCAAAGUUAUCUGGAGGACAGAAACAGAGGAUAGCCAUUGCACGAGCUUUAGUUCGUAAACCUGUUUUACUUGUGUUGGACGAAGCUACUUCAGCUUUGGACAAUGAGAGUGAGCGGAUAGUUCAAGAAGCCCUUGAUGCUGCUAUGGGGUCGAGAACAUCAUUAGUUGUUGCUCAUCGCCUGUCCACAGUCGUCAAUGCUGAUUUGGUAGUAGUUUUACGGGAUGAACGAAAGAUAGAGUCAGGACCUCCAGCAGCACUGCUCGCUAAGAAAGGAGCUUUCUAUGCUUUGCACCACAUGGAGAAUUAAAUCAUCUCAUCAAACUCAUUCAUCAUUACACAUCAUUUUGGUGUUGUUGAUUUUGAUAUAAAAUUAUUUC